This is a messenger RNA of Oncorhynchus masou masou (cherry salmon), 606 nucleotides long. RefSeq names its product cuticle protein 16.5-like. Bases 1 to 606 code for a protein of 201 amino acids. The record is from RefSeq and is a predicted model, not a curated record. Lineage: Eukaryota; Metazoa; Chordata; Actinopteri; Salmoniformes; Salmonidae. The transcript has a single exon.
AUGGACCACAGCGGUGCUCCUGCUAUAGCAUCAGCAGCCAGCCAAAUGGACCACAGCGGUGCUCCUGCUAUAGCAUCAGCAGCCAGUCAUAUGGACUACAGCGGUGCUCCUGCUAUAGCAUCAGCAGCCAGCCAAAUGGACCACAGCGGUGCUCCUGCUAUAGCAUCAGCAGCCAGUCAUAUGGACCACAGCGGUGCUCCUGCUAUAGCAUCAGCAGCCAGCCAAAUGGACCACAGCGGUUCUCCUGCUAUAGCAUCAGCAGCCAGUCAUAUGGACCACAGCGGUGCUCCUGCUAUAGCAUCAGCAGCCAGUCAUAUGGACUACAGCGGUGCUCCUGCUAUAGCAUCAGCAGCCAGUCAUAUGGACCACAGCGGUGCUCCUGCUAUAGCAUCAGCAGCCAGCCAAAUAGACCACAGCGGUGCUCCUGCUAUAGCAUCAGCAGCCAGUCAUAUGGACCACAGCGGUGCUCCUGCUAUAGCAUCAGCAGCCAGCCAAAUAGACCACAGCGGUGCUCCUGCUAUAGCAUCAGCAGCCAGUCAUAUGGACCACAGCGGUGCUGUGAAGCCUUUCUGCACUGCUUUGCAUGGCUUAAUAUGCCCCUUCUGA